AUGGCAGUAGAAGAAUGUUUAAGACGGCGCAUAAUGUUCGACGAACUCGAAAUCGACAACAACUCGUACACGACUACCAAAGAAUCCGGAUUCACGAUCACAUUCAAAUUCAUAUUGAAACACGUGGUAGAAGAAUGGAAUGUGUCUAACGAUUCAUCCAGCCCGAUAAGGUAUUUAGGGCAGGUCACCGAUCCGGAGAUCGUGACCUACGUAAAGAUUAAAAAAGAUCAAAUCUUCCACCACAGACAUGCCUCAAAAUUCGUCGGAGAUAAGCUGAAUCAUUGGAACUUCUGUAGGAACCACCGCGCGAUGGUAGUCACGUUUGCAUUACUAAAAGCUAAUAGAGCAAUUAAGUCCUUGAGUGAUGAUUCGACAUGGAAUGCUGUCGAGAUUCGAUGUCCUGUGACCAUGAUGCACCAUCAUUAUCUUUACGAAGUUACCAAUGGUGCCGGCAUGGUUCCUGCAAAAGAGUCGUCGAUAGAGAUGUUGAGACGUGUGGCGAAUUUGGGGAAUUCUGAAGAGAUUUGCACUGUUUGCUUGAAAGAGAUGACCGGAGAAUGUGAGGCUUUGGCGAUGCCUUGUGGACAUGUUUUUCACGAAGAUUGCAUCAAAGAGUGGCUGGGGAUAAGCCAUUAUUGCCCUUUGUGUCGUCACGAGUUACCGACGGAUGAUUAG
Messenger RNA from Andrographis paniculata, 675 nucleotides. RefSeq lists its product as uncharacterized. Gene Ontology annotation, molecular function: ubiquitin protein ligase activity; zinc ion binding. Bases 1 to 675 code for a protein of 224 amino acids. The record is from RefSeq and is a predicted model, not a curated record. The transcript has a single exon. Gene Ontology annotation, cellular component: cytoplasm. Gene Ontology annotation, biological process: protein ubiquitination. NCBI's taxonomy places the organism in Eukaryota, Viridiplantae, Streptophyta, Magnoliopsida, Lamiales, Acanthaceae.